AUGCUUACUCGCUGGCUAGUUCUUGCCACCUUCCCCUUUAUUGCACUCUUCCUUUUCCUCUUCCUCUUCUUCUCCUACAACAUCAGUACUAAGACUACUGCCCUAGCUUCCUAUGGCAAUGCCAUGGUUGUCCCUCCAGCCCACCCGCGGCCCGCUUUCAGCCUUUUGAUUGGUAUCCUAACCCGGGCUGAUUACCAUGAGCACCGCCACUUCCUCCGCCUCCUCUAUGGCAUCCAAUCUUCUCCCAUUGCUGAAUUCGACGUGAAGUUUGUCUUUUGCAAUCUCACUAAGGUCGAGCAACGUAUGCUCAUCGCACUGGAGGUUAUUAGGUUCAAUGACAUUAUCAUCCUCAAUUGUUCUGAGAACAUGAACUCCGGGAAGACAUACACCUACUUCUCUUCUCUACCCCACAUUCUCUCCCGCCAAUAUGACUACGUCAUGAAGGCUGAUGAUGAUGUUUACCUAAAGGUAGACAAGCUGGCAGCUUCAUUGAAGCCGUUGGAGAGGACCGAUUUGUAUUAUGGCUUCGUCAUCCCUUGCACUAGCCAAAAUCCGUUUGUCGAUUACAUGUCUGGCAUGGGAUUCGUGUUGUCGUGGGACCUAGUUGAAUGGAUAGCUGAAUCGGAUAUCCCAGCCAAUGAUACGGUGGGGCCUGAGGAUAAGUUGGUUGGGAGAUGGUUGAAGGUUGUCAACAAGGGGAAGAACAGGUUUAGCGAUAAGCCGGCAAUGUAUGAUUAUCCUGGGUCGAAUGGGCGGUGCUCACACGAGCUCAUACCGGAGACGGUGGUGGUGCACCGGCUCAAGAGGUGGGAUAGAUGGUUGCAUGUGCUAAGGUUCUUCAAUGUAACCAAGGAGCUUAAACCAUCUAAGCUUUACCAUUUUGAUUGAACUUUGAGAUUUUGAAUGUGGGGUUGAAAUUAUUGGAUUUUUUGAUUAUCUGUUUUUC
Magnolia sinica is the source of this 946-nucleotide messenger RNA. RefSeq lists its product as uncharacterized. Gene Ontology annotation, molecular function: hexosyltransferase activity. Bases 1 to 888 code for a protein of 295 amino acids. Gene Ontology annotation, cellular component: Golgi membrane. The record is from RefSeq and is a predicted model, not a curated record. Lineage: Eukaryota; Viridiplantae; Streptophyta; Magnoliopsida; Magnoliales; Magnoliaceae. The transcript has a single exon.